AUGUCAUUUAACAUAAAUUGGAAACAAAUUGAUGAUGAAAAAUUAUCAUAUUUAUGUAAAGAUAUUCUUACCACGGCACUAAAUUCAGGUAAAUCACCAAGUAUAUUAGCUUCAAAUAUAAUUAUUAAAGAUUUAUGUUUUGGUAAAAUAGCUCCAGAUUUUGAAAUUUUAGAGAUUGGUGAAUUAGAUAAAGAUCGUUUUAGAGGUAUAUUUAAAAUUAACUAUGAAGGUGAUUUUCAUUUAACUUUACAUACAAAAGUUCAUGCAAAUCCGUUACAUAUUUAUGAAAAUAAUUCAAUUGAUUCAUUUAUAACUCCAAAUUUUGUUUUAGCUAGUCAAGAAUUUGCUAUACCAUUAGAUUUAAAAUUAAGUGAUAUAAAAAUUAGUGGGAUUGGAAUUAUUGUAUUUUCAAAAUCAAAAGGUUUAACAUUAGUUUUUAGAAAUGAUCCACUAGAUUCAAUAAAAGUAAGCUCUACAUUUGAUACUGUACAAGUAUUGGCUAAUUUUUUACAAAAACAAAUUGAAGAUCAAAUAAGAGAUUUAUUUAGAGAAACCUUACCAACCUUAAUUCAUCAACUAUCAUUAAAGUACCUAAAUUUAGAUAACAAUAUUAAUGAAUUAACAUCAAGAUUAGGUAAUAUACCAAAUACAAGCUCAACAUCAGCAUUAAAACUAGAUGACGAAGAUUUAAUUUAUUCAGCAAAAAAUUUACAACAAAGUUUACAAUUAUUCAAAUCUAGAGAAACCAUGAGUUUAAAUAUACCUAAAUUUAAAAAUAUAAUACAAAGAACUAAUCUUGAUAAAAUAAAUAAAAUAUCACACUAUCCAAAUUUAUUAAAUUCAUUAUCAUCAAAUCAUUCAGAUUUACAAAAAUAUCAAAAUCAUCAUAAUAAUGGUAUACCAAUUGAAAUAUUGAUUGAUAAUUUUAAUAAAACUGAUCAUAUUUUAAAAGAUAUAUCAUCAAUACAAGCUACAAAUUUUUAUAAACAUACUAAUAAAGAUGCACCAGUACCAAAACGAAGAACUAUUAAAAUGAAGAAGAAAUCUAAACCUUCAAGUAUGGAAUCAACAUUUGUUACAACCACACCAGUAUCAGAAGUUACACAACCAGCUACACCAGCUACACCAUCCACAACAUCUACUAAAUCAUCUAAAAUACAACAACCAACACCACAAAGAGUUAAACCACAGAAUUUAUAUGAAGAAUUUAUUAAAUCUACACAAACACCACCAGGUUAUGAUAAUAAAGUUAUAGGAGUUGGAUUAGGUAAUUCAAAUAUAUUAAAUUUUGUACCAAAUAGAGGAAUAAGUACGUCACCAAUAAAAACAGUUAAAUCACAAGAAAAGUCAAUAAAUUAUAUUGAUAUAAAUAAGAUUAAUAAGAAAUUAAAUCAAAUUAAAGAAGAAAAGAAAUUUCAGCCAGGUAUAAAUCAUCAAGAUUCAUUUGGUUAUGGUGGUAUAUUUGAAUUUACAGCACCACCACCAUAUAAAUAUUAA
Insectozyma verbasci is the source of this 1497-nucleotide messenger RNA. The record is from the annotation of a GenBank genome assembly. NCBI's taxonomy places the organism in Eukaryota, Fungi, Ascomycota, Pichiomycetes, Serinales, Debaryomycetaceae.